AUGCGUAUAUCCAAACACCUUUUUUGCAUAGGGGGGAAACAAAAUAUACUUUGUCGAAAAAAAAAAAAAAAAAAUAUCAUCUCACCUUUUGAUUAUUUUGUUAACACUAAUUUUUAUAUAUUUAAAAAAAAAUGGUUGAAAUUUAUUAUGAAAAAUAAAAGUCAUAACAAGCUGGAACAUACAGCAAGAUGUUAUAAUAAUAUUGUUGGGCAUAUAGAACAAAAUAUAGAAAAGGAAAAAAGAAAAGUGUCAAAUUAUAUAUUAUUUGAAGAAAAGGAUAAGAAGAAGAAGAUGAUGUUAAAAGAUAAUAAUCAUAAUAAUAACAAUAAUAAUCUUAGGAAUUAUAAUUUUUGUUUUAAUCAUAUUUUAAUCUAUAAUGUUAUAUUAAAAAAUGAUAUAAUUGAUGACAUAUACUUAGAAGUAGUAUUCUUUGAUAUGGAUGCUUUUGAAAAUAUUAUAUUGAAUAAUUGCUAUGGUUAUAUGAUGAGAAAUUAUAUUCAAAUAUUUUAUAAAAAAUUGAAAUGUGUUAAUAUAAAAAAUAAAUUAAUAAAUCUAUACACAAGCAAAGUUAAUAAUAUAUAUAAUAAUUUAUUAUUUUAUCACACAUAUAAAAAAAAGAAGAAUUUUUUAUUACAUACAAGUAUGUAUAGACAAUUUUCACGUACGUUAAAAUAUAUGUUGAAAGAUAAAUUAGGUAUUAAUGUAUUCACAUAUCAGUAUAUACAAAAUGAAAAGAACUACAAAAAAAAAACAUAUAUUGAGUUAAUAAAACAUGAUAAUAUGUUUAACGUUAAUAUGUUAAAUGAUAACACAUUCAAUGAUAACAUAUUAAAUAAUAACAUAUUGAAUAAUAAUAAUUUCAGUUUUAAUAAAAAUAUUAUGCAUAUGAAACAAAAAUAUAUUCAUAAUUAUUUAUUCAAAAUCAUGAACAAUAUGUUUAUAAAUCGUUUUAUUUAUUUAUAUAAUAAAAACAAAAAUAAUAAUAUUAAUAAUAUUAAUAAUAUUUACAACAGUUAUAAUGUUCAUAAUAAACAUGUUUAUAAUAGUAAGAUUGAUACAUACAAAAAUAUUUUUUUAAAUUACAAUCUUGUCAAAUUAAAAGAUAUAUUUUUUAAGUUCAACCAUAAAAGUAAAGCUGAAUGUAAAGAAAUAUUAAAUAUGAAUUAUGAUUUAUUCAUACAUACAUUAAUUAAUAAAAGGAAGGAGAAAAAGAAAUAUUUUUUAUUUUUUAUAAAAUACUAUAAAGAACUUUUUAAUGUAAAUGAUAUAUUUAUUAUAGACAAAGAGAAUGUGAAAAAAAAUUUUUUUUUUUUUUUUUAUCACAGUUUGAUUGGAGGCCCUUCCUUUUUCUUCUUCAAUAAGGAAAAGGAUAAGAAAAAUCGAUCGAUUAGAUGUAAUAGAACAAACAAAAACAAAAUUAAAAUGAAGAAUAAGAACAAAAAGAAAAUGUUACAUAUAUUAUAUAAUAAUCCAAAUUACAUUCCAAAUAUCUCACUACUUUUUGAAAAAGGAAAGAAUAAUAAAAUAAUAAAUUUAAAAAAAAGAAAAAGAAGAAAACCAUAUUUUAUUAAUUUAAAUAAUAAUCAAUUAAAAUAUAACAGUACAGAUAAUUAUAUACUUUUUUUUCUAUAUGAUCUGAUUUUUAAUCAUAAUUUUAAUAUAUAUAAAUAUAUGAAUAUAAAUAAUUCACAGAGAAAUGGAAAAGAACAUAUAUCCAAUUCUUUUAUAUCUACAUUUAAAAAAAAUAGAAAUAAAAAGAAAAGUAUAAAAUUAAACAAUAUAUUAAAAGAUAAAAUAAAAGAUGGAAGAAUUAUUUUAUUUACAAAUGAUAAAAAGUUACAAUCUAUGUGUUUUAAAAUAAAUAUAUUUUAUCAGAAUGUAUUCCAUAUGUUAAAAUAUAAUGAUAAUUAUAAUAAUAACAAAUAUGAUGGUGUUCAUAAUAUAAAUAAAAAAUUAAUUAAAUUGUAUGUAUUUAGUGAUAAAAUAUUAUUUAAUAAUCACCAUAUAACUAAUAAUAAUACAAAGAAUAUAAAAAAAGUAGAUAAAUAUGAAUUAUAUUCUUUUUCAAAAAGUUUUAUAUUUUAA
Plasmodium gaboni is the source of this 2085-nucleotide messenger RNA. RefSeq names its product putative protein, unknown function. Bases 1 to 2085 code for a protein of 694 amino acids. The transcript has a single exon. The record is from RefSeq and is a predicted model, not a curated record. NCBI's taxonomy places the organism in Eukaryota, Apicomplexa, Aconoidasida, Haemosporida, Plasmodiidae.